Lachancea meyersii CBS 8951 is the source of this 456-nucleotide messenger RNA. NCBI's taxonomy places the organism in Eukaryota, Fungi, Ascomycota, Saccharomycetes, Saccharomycetales, Saccharomycetaceae. The record is from the annotation of a GenBank genome assembly.
AUGCAGUUGGAGUUUACCAGAGUGUACCCGGUCUUCUCGUGGUCCUGGGACAUCCGUGGCGAUGAUCAAGCGGCAAAAGAGAACGAGGGCCAGGAACACCAGCACCAGCACCAGCACCACAAGGAAGACCAGCAGGAAGAGGAGGAACUGUGUGGGAUUUGUCGAGUCAGCUACAAUGGGACGUGUCCCAGCUGCAAAUUUCCUGGCGACGAUUGUCCCCUGGUCGUGGGCGAGUGCAAUCACAAUUUCCACGUCCAUUGCAUCCAGCAGUGGCUCGACACGGCGACCGCCAAGGGUUUGUGUCCAAUGUGUCGGCAGCCGUUUUCGUUGAAGCGAGGGGUUGCCAUCAACGAGUGCCAGAUGGACCGUCUUGCCAAGCUUCUGAUCCAGUCCCAGCCCUCAGGUCUGAGUGAUGAUCAGGAUAUGAUGAUGGAGCAGGAGUUUGUGGUGCGUUAG